UCAGGACGUCCCACUCUGGACUGCAGAGCGAUCACAGGAGGAGAUCAACUCACACCAUCCGAAACCUUCCGUCCUAAACCCUCGUCUACAGGUAUGAAGAAAAUGCAGGUGUGUUUGCUACUUCUUUUGCCCCUCCUGCUUCCCCAGAUAAAGGCCCAGGUACCCCACUGGGGUCCAUGUCCCGAACCUGCCACCCAGUCUGCCUUUAACUUCAAACUGUUUAUGGGACGGUGGUUUGAGAUUGCUAAACUUCCAGCGCAGUUUGAAAAGGGAAGAUGCAUUGAGACGAAUUUCACAUUGCAAUUUGACGGAACCGCUCGAGUCGUGAGCUCAGAAAUCCUAAAAGGUGAACUGAGGACUAUUGAGGGCACUGCUGUGGUGGAAGACCAGAAGAACCCGGCCAAACUAGGCAUCAGCUUUUCAUACGUCCUGCCGUACACACCAUACUGGAUCCUCUCCACGGACUACGCCAACUUUGCCCUGGUGUACUCCUGCACCGACGUCCUGAGGCUCUUCCACGUGGACUUUGCCUGGAUCCUGGCCCGAGGUCGCACUCUGCCUGCAGCCACCAUCAACCACGGCAAGGAGGUGUUCGCUAAGAACAACAUCGACAUUAGCCGCAUGAUCUCCAGCAGACAGCAGGGCUGUGACAAACACCUCUGAGACCUGAGCUGAACGGGACUAUAUGUAUACCUACAUGCCGCAAAAUGUUUAUUAAUAUCAAGUCCUCCAGGUUUCCCCUCCUAUUCAACAAAUCUGAUCAACCAGACAAGACUGGAUGUCAACCUAUACCCCACCAAUUAGCUAACACUGGAACUGCUUGCCUGUGUACAGAUAAUGGAUGUUAAAACUCUAAUUAGCACUAAUUAGCACUGUAUAUACACAAGACUUACAUUGUCAAAAGGUAAUGGAAACAUCCCCAAUAAGCACUGGAGCUAUAAGGAUAUUCUAGCAAACAACUAACGGAUGCUUAAACUAUAUCAAUUUGCACUGGAGAUAUAAGGCUAACAUAGGUAACAAUUAGCACUAUAAAUAUGAGGCUAAUGAAGCUAGUAACAGGUGAAGGAAGAGUAUACCCCACAAAUUGGCACUGGAACAGACUAUUCUAGCAAAAAAAAAUUAUCAGAGGUGUCAGGUUAGGAAUCACAAAUACUUUGGACACCUUUGUUAAAAAAAAAAAUAUAUAUAAAUAAAAAAAAAAACAGUACAGUAGUUAAGAGACUAACCUUGUCAACAAGUAAUGGAAAAAUUAGCCCUGUAGCAAUGAGGCUAAAGCAGUUAACUAACACGUAAAUGAAGUGUAUAGCUCACACAUUUGUCUUACGUAUAAAAACUGGAACUAUCAAUUAAUUGAGGUCUAUACCCCAACAAGCAGCACUAGAGCUACGAGGCUAAUGUAGCUCUCUGACUGGAAACAACUAGAUGGAGUCCACAAGUGAGUUUAAAAUGGAUGUGGGGAAAUGGAGCUAAUUGGCAAAAAAAUGGUUACAAACUACUUGGCCAUCUUUUAUUUUGGAACAGAAUGUAAUAAAAUGUAAACAACAUAAACACUGCCACUGUAUGCUGAGUGGCUGGGGAGAUUUGCUGGGUUACACCAACUUUGAAUAAGCUCAUUGUUUAGGUUUUAAGUUUGUGUAUACAGUCUCUAUAAGUCCUUAGGUACUACUAGUUAGAUUCAAACCAUCCCUUUACUAAAUCUGUUCUACCACCAGUCCGUAAGUCGUGUCUUACCUCGUAAAAACUAAUGCUGGGAGUUACCGAUUGGCUCUCACAUGCUAAAAACGAAUUUAUAACAUGGCAAUCAACAUGCUGCCAUGGAAAUGCGGUUGUUCAAUAUUUCAAUAAUUAUCACGGCCUUAAGAAAUAUAUGGGGUACUAUAUAGUAUAUGGGUGAUAUAUUAUUAGCGUUAUUAUUUAGUAAACACGUUACAACUAGCCUAUGUUUAAACUUACUUACAACUGGUGCAGCCGGCCUCUGGUGCUGGAGAUACAGACAGAGCUUUAUUGAGGAAAUUAGAACAAGUUUCAGCUUACAAAUCAAACAUUUAUAAACCAUGAAUUUGCUCAGUUGCCCCAUAUAAAUUAAUUUCGGACUUUACUCAGGAGCGCACUCUGGUGGCCCGACUAACCCUGAACAGGUCCUGAGUGGGUAUUCUCUUCUUUUUUAUACUUACUUUAAAAAACUAAAUGCAAUAGACAGUAAAGACUACAAAACUACUAUUAAUAUUAAUAAAAUAAAUAUAAAUGCUGGCUACUUUAAUUCUGAGGAGGCAACAUUAAAUAAUGAAGGAUUUAAGAGUUUUAAAAUGUUUUUUUGGUUUAUUCUCAUGUAAUGUUUUCUUCUGAAUGCGUUUUCAGAAUUGCAGAAGUCCUGUACAACUGGACAUUUCUGAGGGAUACUUUUACCUUGUAUUUCUAUCCACACUAUUCAAGCAGUGCUAAUGUAGUUACAUUAUCAGAUUGUUUUUUUUUCUUUAUUGAGGUUUAAAUAGGACAAAUAAAAAGAACGCUGAUGGAGAAUAUA
Messenger RNA from Astyanax mexicanus (Mexican tetra), 2524 nucleotides. It is a transcript of the gene apoda.1, whose product is annotated as apolipoprotein Da, duplicate 1. Gene Ontology annotation, biological process: brain development; lipid transport; tissue regeneration. The record is from RefSeq and is a predicted model, not a curated record. Gene Ontology annotation, molecular function: lipid binding. The coding region runs from base 94 to 663 and encodes 189 amino acids. Lineage: Eukaryota; Metazoa; Chordata; Actinopteri; Characiformes; Acestrorhamphidae. The transcript has 5 exons.